AUGACUUCGAAGCGUGUGUGCGUCUAUUGCGCGUCGAGUGACGCGUCUGAUGAGAAAUUUCUCCUAGCGGGUCGACAGUUAGGCGAAGGACUUGCUCGGCUAAACAUAACGGUCGUUUACGGCGGAGCACAAUGUGGUGUAAUGGGCGCAGUUGCAGAUGGAGCACUGAGUGCGCAAGGAAAAGUUAUCGGUUGGAUACCCACAUUUAUGAAAACGGAAAUACUCCAUCCUGGUUUAACAGAAGUACACGAGGUGGAAUCUAUGCAUAUUCGCAAGCAUGGUAUGAUGACGAAUUCAGAUGCGCUUAUUGCUUUACCUGGUGGACCUGGAACAAUCGAAGAACUAAUGGAAGCGAUUACUUGGAGACGUUUGAAAUUGAUCGAUGUACCUAUUUUUAUUAUUAAUCUCGAUGGAUAUUACGAUCCACUAUUAGAAUUAUUCGAAAAUAUGCGAAAAGCGCGUUUUAUUAUUGAAGACACCGAUAUGACUGAUUUACAAAUAAAUACGAAAUUACCAUUGCGUCGUAAUCGACCUGGUACGAAAGCGGCCGAAUGGUGCCAUUGGCCAGAAGAAACAUCCGAAAAUAUGGAUUCACUCUAUCAUAUUCAGCAAUAUAUUCAACAAUCAAUUCGACGCAAUCCAUCAGAUAUUGAUUUUAUUCUUCAAGCGCCUGAUCAACAAGAUGAAGGCGUUUGGAAGUAUGAACAUCUACGACAAUUUUGUCUGGAAUUGAACGAUUUAACUGUUCUUUUACAAAAAGAAUGCUUACCUGAAACGUGUUCGCAAAUGACCGCCACUGAACAAUGGAUAUUCUUAUGUGCUGCACAUAAAAAUCCGAAAGAAUGUCCAGCAAUUGACUAUACUAGACACACCCUCGAUGGCGCUGCCUCGUUGUUAAAUAGCAAUAAGUAUUUUCCAAGCCGAAUCUCCAUCAAAGAAACCUCGAUUGCCAAGUUAGGUAGUGUUUGUCGUCGUAUCUAUCGAAUAUUUUCUCAUGCUUACUAUCAUCAUCGCACACUCUACGAUGAAUUCGAAGAUCGCACUCACCUCUGCCGUCGAUUCACUGUCUUCGCUUUACGUUAUGGUUUAAUUCCUAAAGACAACUUAAUUGUUCCCAUCAAUGGCGUUAAUCAAGAUGUGACGACCAUAAUGCAACAGCAGACAUCACCAGUUAAGUCAGUUCCAGUUCAAUCGUUAAAAGACAAUGAUAGUCCACCCUCGCCUGUUAUACCUUCAACGGCAGCAAUCGAAAGCGAUGCUUAA
This is a messenger RNA of Adineta ricciae, 1263 nucleotides long. Lineage: Eukaryota; Metazoa; Rotifera; Eurotatoria; Adinetida; Adinetidae. The record is from the annotation of a GenBank genome assembly.